Messenger RNA from Boeremia exigua, 1116 nucleotides. Its product is annotated as WD repeat-containing protein-like protein. Gene Ontology annotation, cellular component: Set1C/COMPASS complex. Gene Ontology annotation, molecular function: chromatin binding; protein binding. The transcript is spliced from 2 exons. The coding region runs from base 1 to 1116 and encodes 371 amino acids. Lineage: Eukaryota; Fungi; Ascomycota; Dothideomycetes; Pleosporales; Didymellaceae. The record is from RefSeq and is a predicted model, not a curated record.
AUGGUGACUGGAUCAGCAACGCCGGGUCCACCACCCCCGCCUGCAGGACCGCCGACGCAGAAGGUGGGCGACGUCAUAUCGAGCUUCAGACCAGCAAGACGAUUCAAGUCUGGCAGCUCGAGCACGUCCGUCACGUCUCUCGACUUCGACGAUACCGGCGAGCUUGCCCUUGUAGCUCGGGACGAUGACACCCUUCAGAUUUACAAUUGCAAAGAGGGAAAGCACGCAAAGGAGCUCAAAUCGCAAAAGUACGGUGUGCAUCUGGCACGCUUCUCACACCAUGCGCAGAGCAUUAUCUAUGCAAGCACAAAGGUUGACGACACUCUGCGCUUUCUGUCCACACACGACAACUCGUACAUCCGCUACUUCAAGGGCCACGAAGACACAGUGACCUCGAUAGCACUUUGCCCAUCAUCCGACACAUUCAUCUCCUGCUCGGCAGAUAACACAGUCCGCCUAUGGAACCUUCAAUCACCCAACCACGUCGGCCGACUGAACCUUCACAAGCCCUACCUCGCCACUUACGACCCGUCAGCGACAGUCAUCGCAAUCGCCUCGGCCGACACGCAGACCAUCUUGCUGUACGACGUGCGCAAUUACGACAAGCCCCCCUUCGCAACUUUCGACCUGCAGGAACUCGAGCAACGGUUCCUUGGUGGAAGAAAGGGUCAGUGGACCAAGAUUGAGUUCACCAACGACGGCAAGAGCUUGAUAGUAGCGACAAACGAUAGUGGCCAUUUUGUCCUUGAUGCUUUCUCUGGCGAGAUCACCCACUUCUGCUAUCGCAAAGGGGGCCCUUCGGGUCGACUUACACCUGGCACAUCAAAUCCGGGUCACAACUCUCACAAAUCAAAUGGCAACACCCCUGCUGCUGGACAAGGCGAUGUCUGUGUUACACCAGAUGGGCAGUACCUGAUCGGUGGUAGCGGCGAAGACGGGGUUCUGGUAUGGGAUAUCACAAAGCCAUCAGCAUCGAACAACAUAUUGGAGCCCAUAGAGAAACUACCCGGACAUGGCCGAGCCGCCAUUGUAGGCUAUAAUCCCAGGACAAACCUACUGGCUAGCGCAGAUCGCGAUCUGUAUUUAUGGCAGCCAGAUCCAGACCUGAUGAUUUGA